AUGUCAACACCAGACAGCACCGCUACAGAAUGGGAUCCUCUCGGCCCAAAUUCGCCAUUAGCGGAAGCGCUUCUCAUCCUUCGCCCUAAAAAUGCCGCUGCAAAAUUCGCCUUCUCAAACGUCGUUGACUUUCUGCAAGAACAAGACUACAAUGCAGAUAACACCGCACGCUCUCAUUACGCAAAAUACAUCUGGUACUCUGACGAGCUUACCGCCGACCCAGCGGUGACUCAUCUUGUCCAUUCAAAUGCCUAUUUAUCAUCAUCUUCACCUUCGUCGUCGUCGAAAGAGCGCAUGCCGAGUCCGGUUCCCAUCUGGACGGGAUUCUACUUCAUUGAUCCAAAAGUCAAACCUUUACUUCCUAGUCGAGGAUGGGCUGUUGGAAGGUUGAGCUCGAAAAGCCUCACUCUUGAGAAGCCAGUAGUUGACUUGUUACUCACCACAUCACGACGGAAUCGUGUAGCCAGAAGACAUGCAUGCUUGACAUUUGCCCAAGAAACAAGGAUGGCUUGUGUCAAGGUCGAGCCAAGGGCUGCCGCAACAGUCAACAACUACACCAUCCCAUCGUCCCACGGAGGAAACACGGCUGUUUGCGCCAAGGCUGAAAACUCCAUCGCGUUCGAGGACUUGAGCUAUACACUAGAGUACACAAACUACUGUCGCACGACCGAAGGCCGUCAGACACUGGAGGUUUUUCUGGCGGAUAUCUACGGCGAUGAUCAACCCACUGAGGAUGCACUAUCAGCGACGCCAACGCCCAACGUGACCACUCAGACAAUAGGCAGCUAUACCAUUACAGGAGCCAACCUGAUCGGAAUGGGCACAUAUGGUCGGGUCAAGCCAGCGACGGGACCACAAGGGAAUGUCGUUGUUAUUAAGAGUAUGGUACCAACCCGCGGCAACCUGCAGUUUGUUCGAUCUAAGGUGAAUAUGGUCCGAUCACUUUCAAGAAUGCUGGAGAGAGAGCAUCAGAAGAAUGUGUUGACAUGUAUCGAUGUGAUGCACAUGGAAGGCAAAGUUGAUGAGUUUCACUUAGUCCUUGAACCUUUUGUUGAGAAUACUCUGAUGGCUUUGCCGAAACAGAGCCAAACACACUGGACGAAAUUGGAAAUUAUACUCUGCGAUUGUCUCCAAGGCCUCAGUUUUCUUCACGCCCAUAACUUUGUUCAUACAGACAUCAAACCACCCAAUAUCGGCCUCAAAAACCUCACCCGUUCCCUCGUGAGCCAAACAGCCUCCUGCCCCCCUCCAGCACGUCGCCUGACAGCCAUUAUCCUCGACAUCGACUCCAUCAUUCCUAUCCCUGCGAACAGAACAACAAUACCUGCUCAACCCGGCACCAACGGGACGAUCGGUUUCCACUCGCCCGAGCAGGAAAGGACAGAGUUUGACGGUACAGCUGAUAUUUGGGCAUUGGGAGUUUGUAUGUAUAGAGCUGUAUUUGGGGAAUUGCCGUGGCGGUUUGGGGCACUUGGCAACCCAUGGAAUAACAUGGGGGAUGGGAGAGGGAUUGAGAAAAUAGCUUUCCAUGAGAAGUAUAGUGUUGUGAUGAGAAAGGUCGGGGAGAAGAGGUGCGAUGAGAUGGCUGCACUAUUGGACUUUAUUAUUGACUCGUUUCGUUUUUCGGAAGCGGCUAUUGAAAGCCAGAAACAGCCACGACCGAGUAGCGCAGAGUCUCUCAGAGCUCUCAUUGGAAAGUCCGAGUUUCUUAAGAUGAGAGCCAAAUGGCAAGAAGAGACAGGUGAGCCGCCAGAGUCAGCACAAAUCGGUUUAAAGCGGCCAGCGGGGCAGUAA
This is a messenger RNA of Fusarium odoratissimum NRRL 54006, 1794 nucleotides long. Its product is annotated as serine/threonine protein kinase. The transcript is spliced from 3 exons. Gene Ontology annotation, molecular function: protein binding; ATP binding; protein serine/threonine kinase activity. Gene Ontology annotation, biological process: autophagy; autophagosome organization; peptidyl-serine phosphorylation. Gene Ontology annotation, cellular component: cytoplasm; autophagosome. The record is from RefSeq and is a predicted model, not a curated record. The coding region runs from base 1 to 1794 and encodes 597 amino acids. Lineage: Eukaryota; Fungi; Ascomycota; Sordariomycetes; Hypocreales; Nectriaceae.